Molecule: messenger RNA, 1032 nt
Organism: Ramularia collo-cygni
Lineage: Eukaryota; Fungi; Ascomycota; Dothideomycetes; Mycosphaerellales; Mycosphaerellaceae
Exons: 1
Coding region: 1-1032 (343 amino acids)
Source: RefSeq, a predicted model, not a curated record
AUGUCUCGAUCAUGGGAACGAGUGGUGAGGACUACCGAAACGCAAAACGGAUCGGGGCAGAGGGAACGCGUCACCAGUGUGGUUGAAACAUGGCCUUCAACAGCACGUCCUGCAAGCCGUGGCUCUAUCACUCGGGAACGCCAACCGGGAGAAUCGUUUAACUUCGACCUCUACGAUAACAUCGAGGGAUUAGAAGGCGAAGACGUGAUGGAGACAGACAACAACAACGAACCAGUUCCCACUUUCGCUGGAGCAAGUACCACGCCCCAACCACCACCAUCAGGGUCGUUCGAUCCGAGCGAUGUCAUCACUUGCUAUCGUCCCGAGCCAGCAGUCUACGUUACAGAUUACGAACCUGCUAUCGACCGCACACCACCUUACGAGCGAGGCCCAUUGAAAGUCAGAAAUGCUUCUCUCAGAACACCCGAAUCGCGGAACACUAGAGCCGCUACAGGCAGUACGCCUCGUACAAACAGUAGCAUCUCCCCUUUCGCACUACCGCCCCCGAACCAAAGUCCUCCAGUAUGGUUCAAUCGUGAGUCUCGUGUCCCAACAGGAGGCGCAAGACCGCUGCCGCCACCACCUUUCUUCAUCCCAGAUCCGAGAGAUGAUGUCUUCGCACCGACUGCGGAUCAGCGCCAACCUCAGAGCUUUCCUUCGGCUUUUCCUCAAGGCGAGCCGGACGAUGAUCGAGAUCUUAGCUUUCGACGUCGUGAAGAUCGCGGCACGCCAACUAAGAAUACUUCGAGAGGGAGAGGUACACGUGCCUCUCUUGGUGGGCUUUUUGGAUUCGAUAGGGUUGAUAAAUCUAAUGAGGCUGAUAAGCAGCGUCUGAGACAAAUGCGGGCGUUUCAGAAGCCGGGGAGGGUUGUUGCAAGGGGUACGACGCCUCCUACUGGGGACCAGACUUCUCCAAGGAGGAGCCCACGGGAGAGAAAAAAGCCAGAGCGUUUCGCGGAUGCUGUGGUUGGGGGUAUCAAUAAGUUUGUUAAGAAAGUUACCAAAGGGAAAAAGAAGGAUGGGAAGAAGUAA